AUGACAAGUCCUCAUAUUAAACCAAAGCAGGGUUCAGAUGAUCCAAUUUCUCCAUCUUCACCAAAUAUGUAUCUAGGAAAUGGUGUACAACAGCAGCAACAACAAGCACCUACAUCACCAUCUAAACUAUUAGGACAAACACCAAAAUCAGAAGCAAUACCAUUGACCAAGAAUACAUCCCUACGAAGAAGUGCUAGCAGUAGAUUCCAUGAAAAGUCAAAGGUUGAGCUUCAACAAAUUCCUGGUUUUCAUGAUGUUCCACCUGAAGAGAGACAAUCAUUAUUGAUAAAAAAGUUAAAGCAAUGUUGUUAUGUUUUUGAUUUUUCAGAUACAGAGUCUGACAAGUCAUCAAAAGCAAUUAAACUGGAAGCACUCUUACAAUGUGUCGAAUUCCUUUCAACAAACAAAGAGGUUAUUAGCGAACCUAUAUACGAAGCUGUUUUUGAAAUGGUUGCAUCUAAUCUCUUUAGACCAUUACCACCAAGAAUCAACCCCUAUGGUGUCAUGUAUGACCCAGAAGAAGAUGAACCUAUCCUUGAACCAGCAUGGAUGCACAUACAAAUAGUAUAUGAACUAUUGUUAAGAUUUGUAGAUUCUACCAAUUUCAAUACUCAUAUUGCAAAGAAUUAUGUUGACCAAAAAUUUGUUUUACAAUUAUUAGAUUUAUUUGAUAGUGAAGAUCCAAGAGAAAGAGAUUAUUUGAAAACAACACUACAUAGAAUCUAUGGAAAAUUUAUAGCUUUGAGAGGUUAUAUAAGGACUGCUAUAAGAGACUUAUUUUGUACAUUUGUAUAUGAAUCAUCGCAACACAAUGGAGUAUCAGAGAUUUUAGAGGUUUUGGGAAGUAUUAUUAAUGGAUUUGCAGUUCCACUAAAAGAUGAACACAAGCAAUUCCUCACCAAAGUACUUUUGCCUCUACACAAACCAAAGUCAUAUUCCAUCUAUUGCUCGCAACUUGGUUAUUGUAUUUCUCAAUUUUUGGAAAAGGAUCCAAUGUUGGCAUUAACAAUCUUUAAAAGUAUUCUACGUCAAUGGCCUAUAGGAAAUAGUCAAAAGGAGGUUCUAUUUUUAUACGAGAUUGAGGAUUUGUUGGGUUCGAUACGAGACGAACAACAAUUUACAGAAAUACAACAAAUAUUAUUUAAACAAUUGGCACGUUGUUUUCAAAGUGAACAUUUCCAAGUCGCUGAAAGAUCACUACUCUUGUUGAGUAAUGAGCAUAUAGUUGGUUUGCUCUCUUCUAAACGAUCAGUACCUUUGGCUUUGAAUUAUUUUUAUAAAAUUCUACAUGACAAUGCAAAUAAUCAUUGGAACAAGACAAUAAGAAGCUUAUCUUUUAAUUCAUUAAAAUUAUUUAUGGAAAUUGAUCUUGAAACAUUUAAUAGUAUAUCAUGUAAAGUUAUGGAAGAAGAGAGGGCAAAGAAGAGACAACAAUCCAUCAUGGAGGAUCAAAGAGCAAGACUUGCUCAUCAACAACAACAACUACAAAUGCAACAACACAUGCAACAACAAAUGCAACAACAACAACAACUACAACAACAAAUGCAACAACACAUGCAGCAACAACAACAACCACAAACUCAACCAUCCAAGGCAUCAAUGAUUAGAAGAAAAUCAUUGUUGCCUGUAGAUCCAUCAACAAUAGCAGCAUUGUCGAGUCACAGAAGUCUAGAAGAUAUAGUUCAUCAUAGCAGCGAUAGCGAAAUGAAUUGCACCGAUGACAACAAUGCUGACCAGCAACCAAACAAUGAUUACAAUGGUGAUCAUAAAACCUCUACUUCAAAAAUGAUUUUUUAA
This is a messenger RNA of Cavenderia fasciculata, 1797 nucleotides long. RefSeq names its product protein phosphatase 2A regulatory subunit (gene psrA). Lineage: Eukaryota; Evosea; Eumycetozoa; Acytosteliales; Cavenderiaceae. The record is from RefSeq and is a predicted model, not a curated record. Bases 1 to 1797 code for a protein of 598 amino acids. Gene Ontology annotation, biological process: signal transduction. Gene Ontology annotation, cellular component: protein phosphatase type 2A complex. Gene Ontology annotation, molecular function: protein phosphatase regulator activity. The transcript has 5 exons.